Molecule: messenger RNA, 2438 nt
Organism: Struthio camelus australis
Lineage: Eukaryota; Metazoa; Chordata; Aves; Struthioniformes; Struthionidae
Source: RefSeq, a predicted model, not a curated record
AUGCUGGCGGUUGAGCACCCGGCCAGUGAGGGCCAGCUGAAGGAGGCUUUCCAGACCGACCUCCGACGAAAGAGGAAAGGGCUCGGUCCUGUCCCGAAGGCAGCAGAGGAAAUACAGUGUCACUCCACUGUAACUCUGACUGCAGAAGAGGAGCGCUCCGUGCGAGCUGGCUCGCUGCGAGCAGAGGGCGAGGGGCUACGGGUUUCUAGCGGCAAGUCGUUAACGCAGGCUCUGGCCGCUCCUGAGAAUCACACGGGCAUCUACAUCUCCCCUAAUCCUAGUCCCUUACCCUUCCGGGCAAAAAGCUCCGAUGUGAGAAAAAGCGUGAAGCAGAUUAAGUCGCAUAAUGGGGAAGCUGGCACCCGACUCAAUUAUAACGCUGCCUUCCCGGAGGGAGAUGGCAACAAGGUUUACGUUCACCCCGAAUCGCCCAACACCGGGGCUCACUGGAUGAGGCAGGAGAUCUCUUUUGGGAAGCUGAAGCUGACGAACAACAAAGGUGCUAACAACAACAACGCGCAGAUGAUAGUACUGCAGUCUCUACACAAAUAUCAACCUCGGCUUCAUAUUGUAGAAGUGAGUGAAGAUGGUGUUGAAGAUUUGAAUGAUUCUUCGAAGACUCAAACGUUUAUUUUUCCUGAAACGCAGUUCAUAGCAGUUACGGCAUAUCAAAACACUGAUAUUACCCAGCUCAAAAUUGAUCAUAAUCCUUUUGCAAAAGGCUUCAGAGACAACUAUGACUCCAUGUACACAGCUUCAGAAAAUGACAGAUUAACUCCAUCUCCCACGGAUUCUCCUAGAUCUCACCAGAUUGUCCCUGGCGCCCGAUACAGUGUGCAGCCCUUCUUCCAAGAACAGUUUGUCAACAACCUGCCCCCUGCCAGGUUUUACAAUGGUGAGAGAACGGUACCUCAGACAAACGGCUUGCUCUCCCCACAGCAGAAUGAAGAAAUGGCCAGCCCUCCUCAGCGGUGGUUUGUUACUCCUGUGCAGCAGCCCAGUGCCAACAAAUUGGACAUGAACUCCUAUGAGACGGAGUAUUCUCCUAGCACCUUGCUCCCUUACGGCAUUAAAUCCCUUCCCCUUCAGACAUCCCAUGCUCUGGGAUAUUACCCUGAUCCAACAUUCCCAUCCAUGGCAGGCUGGGGGAGCAGAGGCUCUUACCAGAGGAAAAUGACACCAGGAUUACCUUGGACCUCCCGAACAAGUCCUCCAGGUUUCUCUGAAGACCAGCUUUCAAAGGAGAAGGUCAAAGAAGAAAUAGGCUCAUCCUGGAUAGAGACUCCACCCUCCAUAAAAUCUCUAGAUUCAAAUGAUUCUGGGGUCUACACGGGUGCUUGUAAGAGAAGACGACUCUCCCCUAGCACUUCAAGCAAUGAAAAUUCCCCGACUAUGAAAUGUGAGGACAUUAAUGCUGAGGACUAUAGCAAAGACACUUCAAAAGGCAUGGGCUACUAUGCGUUCUAUACUAGUUCUUAAAGCAUUGUUUUAUUUCGAUUGGCUGGUUUUUUUCAGGGUGGCCUUGGGUUUUUUGCAUUACAAUUGCCAAAAAGACUCCUGCCUUCCACCUUGAAUUGUUGUGUGCAAUUCUAAAGAAGGUGCCAAAGCUUUUGACUGUUGCAGGUAACCAAGUAGGGAGAGAACAAAUUAUAACAAGUCUUAACUUCAGAAGGAACCACACAUGGAAGCUGUAAGCAUGAGCCUAGACUUUUACAAUGCGGCUUAUUUAUUGGAGACACUAAAGUGUACAGUUAGACUUGGCUCAGAGGCCUGAUGAAAUCUCUGCACUCUGGAGCAGGAAAUGGGGAGUUUGGAUCCCAAAUUUCACUUUCUUCCCUGCCUGCCCCUUUUGAUGAAAGGGGGCUGGGUUGAGGGGAGGCUGCACAAGUGCUACAUUCUGCUUUAGACUGAGCUGCAGCACAAUUGGCUGAGUUGGAUAUUGCUCAGCUAGGGCUUUCUUCGGCAGAAGACAGCUAAAAUAAGGCGUAUAUGCCCAGCAGGAUUUGACUUGAAGCUCUUGUUGUUAAUGUUGGGGUUGCAAUGACCGAAUUUGACUUUUGUUAGUCUAGGACUUGCAUAAGGAAAAACAAGCCUCCAUCCUGAAAGCCUGACCUUUUUUGAGGUGGCCAAAAAAAAUUGAAGUGUACAGUUGUGUUUUGUCUAGGUACACUGUAGAAUAUUGUGGAAUAAUGUAUAAAUAGUCUACCUGUAGGAGUUCAGUUGGAAGGACCUCCAGUGGUGCUUUGAAGUUCUAAAGGCAUUUUUUCUGAUUAAUCAAACUUAGCAUACAGAGCGUUGCAAGUGCGUUGCUAAAAACGUUAACAGGUUUCUAUUUGCGUGUAGGUAAAGUGACUUUUUCAGCUGCCCUGUAUAAAAUUGAAAGUGAUGUAACUUACCCACUUUUAUUGCCUAUAGUUUCAGCCAUUUUAAACUGAUCA